Pomacea canaliculata is the source of this 2768-nucleotide messenger RNA. RefSeq names its product acyl-CoA-binding domain-containing protein 5-like. The record is from RefSeq and is a predicted model, not a curated record. The coding region runs from base 89 to 1477 and encodes 462 amino acids. Gene Ontology annotation, biological process: fatty acid metabolic process. The transcript has 9 exons. Gene Ontology annotation, molecular function: fatty-acyl-CoA binding. Lineage: Eukaryota; Metazoa; Mollusca; Gastropoda; Architaenioglossa; Ampullariidae.
ACAUGUAGGGGACGACACUCUCGUAAGGGAGACCACUCCCUCGCACGACGCGAAGUCCAAGGCCGUGAAUGGAUGUAAAUAAAUAAUCAUGGCUGCUUCGGCGCAAGAGAAGUUCAACGCCGCGGUAAAAGUGAUCAGAGGAUUGCCUAAACAUGGUUCCUUCCAACCAUCUCAUGAGCUGAUGCUUAAGUUCUAUGCUUACUACAAGCAGGCAACUGAAGGUCCAUGCACAGCACCCAGGCCAAAUAUGUUUAGUGUUGUCAACAGAAGGAAAUGGGAUGCCUGGUCAGAACUUGGAGAAAUGCCAAAAGAGCAAGCUAUGUUGCUGUACGUGGAUGAGUUGAAAAAUGUGAGCAAGCAUGUAAAAGACACAUUGUACCGUCCAGAGAUUGUGGAAACAAUGCCUCAGACAGAACAGGUGGCUGAGUUUGUGCAGACACUGGGGACAUUCUAUGAACUAGUAGAGGAAGGAUCAGUAGUAGAAUCAAUCAAAGGGGUAGAAGGUCAGAAUGGUUCAGCUGUCUUUAAUGGAGGUGGGGAGCACAACAUGAACCACUCAGAUAUUAUUGGGGAUAUGCUGGAAAAUGGCAGAGAAGACAGAAGACCUUAUGAUGGUGCAGACCUAGUGGCUAGCAAUGGCAUUGGUGCUAAUGGGUUGUCUGAAGAGGAGGAUGAGAGUGAAAGUGAGGAAGAAAACGAAGAAGAAAAGGAGGAUGUUGGCUUCCAGUUGAAGACUUCAGGACAUGUUGACAGUGGCAGUGACACAGAUGAAUUUUGUGACACAUCAGACCAACUUAUUCAGAUGUCAGUUAAGAAUAUGGCAAACGUCAGCUCUCAGCCUCUAAUGGAGACAUCCACUCCCAUGAAUGCUAAACGUGAGAUACGAGUUCGUUUCGCUCCACAUCCAGAAGAGUCUCAGAAUGGUGAUACAUGCUUGGAUUACUUAAAUAGUAAUGAUCGUAAUUCAGAGUGUCUUCCUGUUUCAAGUCCGCAGAUGAGGAAUGAUCGACUAGCCCUUGGUUCAGUAGUUGGCUCAGUCUUUGUACAAGAAGAUACUGCUGUUCCUUGUCGAUCUGAAACUGACAGUCUGUAUGUCCAUGGCUCUUGUUCCUCCCUUGUUAGCCUUGCUGGAGACAGUGUCAUUGGUGAUGCCAUUGUUGCCUCCACAGAUUUGCAGGGGACAGAUUUAGAAGAAGAUACAUAUGAUGGCAGGAGCAUUUCACUUGACUUAAACUCUUCCUUCAGAGAUCCUGUGAAAAGUCGAGGAGGAGGUGAGGAAGAUGUCACAUCACGUCAGAGGACAAAUGUUACAUAUACAACAGGUUUUGGUGCUUCCUGGAAUGCUGGUGAAUCUGGGAGAAACCCAGGACAACAGGCAGGGGAUGGGGGCAGACGUGGCUUCUUUCCAGGUGGUUCGGGUAGUGGAGGGCAGAGGGGAGAGGGGUGGAACCCGGCAGGGAAGCUCACUGCUAGAUGAACAGGUGUUGGUGGCUUUGCUACGUCUUCAGCAGGAUGUCACAGAUGUGCUGAACCGUCUUGGUAAACUGGAGGUUGCCGUCCAGGAGCAUCAGGAGGUGAUGCUUUUUGUCAUGUUCUAAUGCUUGUGUAGAUAUACACUGAAAGUUCUAAAAUCAUUUUGUGCACAAGGUCAGAUUCGCUAACAUGCUUGAAAGCAAAUGAUUUAUUUUUCCUUUUUUUUUUUUUUGACAGUUAAAUUAAAAUGAUUACAUUCUUUAAGAUACACUAAGCUACAUACUGUAAGACUUGGCAUUUGCAGACCUGACUGAGAACACCUCCACCUCCUAGUGUCUGGGCACUUUAGUCCACACAGAUCAGAUUUUGGUCAGUGGACACCUGUAAAAUGUGGACAUGGACAGAGAUUUUAGGGACAAAAUUUGCAUCUUCACUUCUCAUCAGUGGACAGUUUUUUGCUUUAGUUUCAUGGGAAGAUCACCUAUUUUCAAAUACUCAAACAGUGCAUCACCAUUAGCUUACACUGUUUGGUGUAGCCUAGGGUACAAGUUUAUUUAUGUUCUCAUAAGAAUUUGUCUCAAGUGUCCAUUUGUAUCACUUCCUGUUACUGAAAAAAGUAGAAAGGAGACUCAUUUUACUAAACAAAAUGAAGUCUUGAAUGUCGUCAGCUGCAUGUGGGAAAACUUUUAACAUUUAACCAUCAUGUCAAAGUUAAUCUGAAGUAGCUAGAUCAUGUAAAGUCCUGAUAAAGCAGUAGAUUAUGGCUGUGGACAGACUAAUUAAGCUCUAAGCUGAAUGCCAUUCCAAGGUAAGAGAUAAAAAUUAGGUUUCCUCUGACUCAAAAAGGUAGAAGAAAAGAAAAUUCUUGUGUGCAAAAUGUAGCAGUGUAGGACUGGUUCUGUGCAACAGAAUCUAAGGACAUUCUAGUUAGUACAAGAUAAUUUAUUCUUUCACCCUCUUAGGGGUUUUGAGAUAUUCAAAAGUCAAAUAUCCACAUAACAUGCAGUAUAAAACCUUAUAUGAAAUAUGCACACACAUAUAUAUAGCUACACACACAGGAUUCUGUCUAUAAAAUUGAAAUGGAAAAAAGCAGCACCCAUAUUUGUCUUUUGACUUGCAUCUCAUACAAGAUGUCCACAUGAGUAGACUGGAGCAACCAUCAAGAGGAUGUCUUCAUAUGUUGAACACAUUGCAGCUCUAUAAAAUCAUUGUGCUUGGGUGCUUGCAUGCAUAUAUACGUGUGUUUUUACUGACACUUACACAUCCUGUCUUUUAAAGGCAGGUUUGUUUUUUAA